This is a messenger RNA of Adineta steineri, 789 nucleotides long. Lineage: Eukaryota; Metazoa; Rotifera; Eurotatoria; Adinetida; Adinetidae. The record is from the annotation of a GenBank genome assembly.
AUGCAAGCAUCACUCUCAACAAACUCUUCUCAAUCGAGCUUUCAGACAUUCACCACACUAGAUCUCCGAAAUGAUCAAACUGUUUGUAUUGGAGCAGAACAUUUGGCUGCUGUAUUACGCUACAAUACGACACUCACCACGCUGUAUCUCGAAGCUGAUGAAAUCAGAGAUAUUACAGCAGGGCUAUUAGAUUAUUCAGUAUCACAGCGAGGUUUCCAUCGUAAUCGAAUCGAAGAUGUUCGAGCACAACAUCUGGUUGAUGCAUUACGACACAAUACACCAGUCAUCACGCUGUUUCUCAAAGCUAAUAAAAUCGAAGGUGUAAUAGCACAAAAGUGGGGUCAUGCAUUAGGACGCAAUACGACACUCACUGAACUAUAUCUCCAACGUAAUCAAAUUGGAAAUGUUGGAGCACAGCGUUUGGGUAAUGCAUUAGGACUCAAUACGAAACUCACUACACUGCAUCUGGCAGAUAAUGAGAUCGGAGAUGUUGGAGCAAAGAGUUUGGGUGAUGCAUUACAACACAAUACGACACUCACUGAGCUAUAUCUUCAAAUUAAUAAAAUUGGAAAUGUUGGAGCACAACAUUUGGGUGGUGCACUACAGCACAAUACAAAACUUACAACACUACAUCUGGCAGAUAAUGAAAUCGGAGAUGAUGGAGCACAACAUUUGAGUAAUGCAUUAGGACACAAUACGACAAUCACCACGCUGAGUAUAGGUGGAAAUAGAAUAAGUUACGAUCGUCUACGUGGAAUUAAUGAAUUUGUUGAACGCAAUCGACGAUAA